AUGGCCGAUGCUUACGAGCCUUACCAUGUCCUUCAGCAAAGUCGGCGAGACAAACUACGGAUUCCUGCUCUCGAUUCCCCCUUUCACUUCCACCCUCCUCCUCCCUCUUCAUCCGGCGGAGGCGGCGGUGGAGUUUAUCCUCUCGCCGACUCCGAUUUCCUUGCCGCCGGUGGAUUUCACUCUAACAACAACAACAACCACAUAUCUAGCCCUAGCUACAAUAAUUUCAUGGGAUAUCUCGGUGGCCCGUCUUCCUCUUCAUCCCCCGCAGUCGCCGUCGUCGGCGAUCAUUCCUUUAACGCCGGGCUUUCUUCCGGAGACGUUCUCGUCUUCAAACCCGAGCCUUUAUCUCUAUCUUUGUCUUCUCAGUCUCACCCUAGACUCGCUUACGAUCUAGUCGUUCCCGGCGUUGUUAACUCUGGAUACUGCAGAUCCGCCGCAGAAGCCGCCGCCGGAGCCGUCACAGUUGCUUCUAGAAGCUCUGGUCCUCUCGGGCCGUUCACUGGCUACGCAUCGAUACUUAAAGGAUCGAGGUUCUUGAAACCAGCACAGAUGCUUCUUGAUGAGUUUUGUAAUGUGGGUCGUGGGAUUUACACCGACAAGGUCAUCGACGACGACGAUUCUUCUUUGCUUUUUGAUCCGACGGUUGAGAAUCUCUGCGACGUUUCUGACGGCUGCGGAGGAGAAAUUGGGAAGAAGAAAUCUAAACUCAUCUCCAUGCUUGACGAGGUUUACAAGAGGUAUAAGCAGUACUAUGAGCAGCUUCAAGCUGUGAUGGGCUCGUUCGAAUGCGUUGCGGGUCUCGGUCACGCAGCUCCUUACGCGACCUUAGCCUUAAAGACAUUGUCUAAGCAUUUCAAAUGUUUGAAGAAUGCUAUAACGGACCAGCUUCAGUUUAGCGCCAAUAACAAGAUCCAACAACAACAACAAUGUGGUCAUGUGAUGAACUCUGAGAAUAAGACCGAGUCCUUGAGGUUUGGAGGAAGUGAUAGUAGCAGAGGCUUGUGUUCUUCUGGUCAAAGACAUGGUUUUCCUGAUCACCAUGCUCCUGUCUGGAGACCGCACCGUGGCUUACCCGAACGUGCAGUCACCGUUCUAAGGGCUUGGCUCUUCGACCAUUUCUUGCAUCCUUAUCCAACUGAUACAGACAAACUCAUGUUGGCUAAACAGACAGGUCUCUCCAGAAAUCAGGUAUCCAACUGGUUUAUAAACGCACGUGUUAGGGUUUGGAAGCCGAUGGUGGAAGAGAUUCAUAUGCUGGAGACUCGACAAUCUCAGCGAUCUUCUUCUUCUUCUUGGAGAGACGAACGGAGCACCACCUCCGUCUUCCCUGACAACAGCAACAACAACAACAACCCUUCUUCCUCGGCGGCAAACCAAAGACCUAAUAACAACUCAUCUCCGGCUAGACGGGCUCGAAACGACGACGUUCACGCUACCAGCAACAACAAUAACAGCUUUGUGAACGGUGGAAGCGGUGGAGGCCCAGUUAGCUUCUCUUACGGUAUUGGGUCGUCGAAUGUCCCGGUGAUGAGCAGCAGCACGGGAGUUUCGUUGACGUUAGGGCUUCAUCAUCAGAUUGGGUUGCCGGAGCCUUUUCCGAUGACGACUGCUCAGAGGUUUGGACUUGACGGUGGUAGUAGUGGUGGAGGCGGUGGAGGGGAGUCUUACGGUGGUGCUGGUGGUGGGUAUGAAGGGCAAAAUCGUCAGUUUGGGAGAGAUUUUAUUGGUGGUACUGAUCAUCAGUUUCUACAUGAUUGGAUGAGAUGA
Molecule: messenger RNA, 1770 nt
Organism: Microthlaspi erraticum
Lineage: Eukaryota; Viridiplantae; Streptophyta; Magnoliopsida; Brassicales; Brassicaceae
Source: the annotation of a GenBank genome assembly